Neoarthrinium moseri is the source of this 666-nucleotide messenger RNA. RefSeq lists its product as uncharacterized. The record is from RefSeq and is a predicted model, not a curated record. Gene Ontology annotation, cellular component: plasma membrane. Gene Ontology annotation, biological process: signal transduction. NCBI's taxonomy places the organism in Eukaryota, Fungi, Ascomycota, Sordariomycetes, Amphisphaeriales, Apiosporaceae. The coding region runs from base 1 to 666 and encodes 221 amino acids. Gene Ontology annotation, molecular function: GTP binding; GDP binding; GTPase activity. The transcript has 8 exons.
AUGCCUCCCCGUCAAGGCCGUUACCAACCUGCCCGUGAAUUCCACGUUGUUGUGCUAGGUGCAGGUGGUGUUGGCAAAAGUUGCCUCACAGCUCAGUUCGUACACAACGAAUGGAUUGAGAGCUAUGACCCUACAAUAGAGGACUCCUACCGGACUACGGUCUCGGUCGAUGGACGGCAGGUGGUUCUGGAAAUCCUUGACACCGCGGGCACUGAGCAAUUUGUUGCCAUGAGAGACCUGUACAUGAAAACUGGCCAGGGAUUCCUGUUGGUUUUCAGCAUCACAUCUUCGUCGUCACUGGCCGAGCUUGCAGGCCUCCGCGACGAGAUCAUCCGGAUCAAGGACGACGAGAACAUCCCGAUAGUCAUCUGCGGCAACAAGGCAGAUCUCGAGGAUCAGAGAUCCGUCCCUCGCACUAAGGGUUUCUCACUCUCCCAGAGAUGGGGUGCACCCUACUACGAGUCUAGCGCGAGAACGAAAACAAACGUUGAUGAAGUCUUUGUGGACCUCUGCCGGCAGAUGCUGCGCAAAGAUGAUGCCGGGGAGAGCUAUCUCCAGGAGGAACAAGACUUCGAUCCCUAUUCGAUAUCCUACUACAAGAAGAGGAGAAAGCAGAGGAGGGAACGGGAUAGAGACCCGCAUCGUCCCAGAUGCGUCAUUCUAUGA